GAGCAGCCUGCCCCCGCUGGCGAGCCCUCGCCCGCCGGUGCGCGGGCCCCGUUCGGGGCCCUGCAGAGCGUGCUGGUGAACGUCCUGUUGACAAUCCUUGUGCUCUUCAUGGUGCUGGUAUGCACAGGCGAGCUGGCGCCCGCGGGGAACGCGAGCGCCAGCAGCGGCACCUGCGAGCAGGCCGAUGGAUGCGCGUACACCCGCUGCGAGAUGCGACGGGACCUGAGGGCCGUCGCGAGCUUCCUGCUGGGCGCGGCGCUGUGCAGCGUCAUCUCGCGCGUCAGAGGAGGGGAGUCGGAGUCGGCCGCUGGCAAGAUGAGCCUCUCCCACUGCGUGCUGUGA
Molecule: messenger RNA, 342 nt
Organism: Prorocentrum cordatum
Lineage: Eukaryota; Dinophyceae; Prorocentrales; Prorocentraceae
Source: the annotation of a GenBank genome assembly